GAAUGCACCUCCCCGUCAGUUACCUGCUCCGCUCUGCGUCAACAGCCGCUCCAGUGUGUUUGUUUCCCGGCUCGGCUCGGCUCGGUUACCCGGAGGAGGACUCGACCAGCCCGGCUGCUGUCCGCACAGACGUCCGGUGAAGGACAGCUGUCACCCGUCCGUCUGUUUGCUGAGUCACUGGUUCACCUGCAGAUCGUCCUCCUGGUUUCACUGACUGUCUGAGAGCCUCCGUCGUUCACCAGCCUCUCCAUCCACCGCUGCACUAUGAGUGUAUGAUGUCUGAGAGCAGCUGCUAUGGCCUGCAGCAGCGGUCAGAGCAAUGCCGAAACUCUGGAGGGGUUCCAUGAGGUGAACUUGGCCUCGCCGACCACACCUGACCUUCAGAACCAAGCGGAUCAGCGCCCCCCCGCCCGUCACAGCACCCCGCCCGCCGCUCUGUACCGCACCCACUCGCUGGGAGCGCCACGUCCGGGCCGGCCCACCUCGCUGCAGGCCGACCAGCUCCCCACACAGCCGGUGUACUCCACGCCGCGGCACAGCCACAAUGGAAGCGUGCCGGGCCAGGAGGCGGAGUCAGCUGAGGGCAACUUCCUGUCCGGAGAGGACGGCGAGGAGUGCAGCGCUCUGAGCGACAGCCUGUCGCGGCUCCGCAGCCCGUCGGUGAUGGAGGUCCGAGAGAAAGGAUACGAGAGGCUGAAGGAGGAGCUGGCCAAGGCCCAGAGGGAGCUGCUGUUGAAGGAUGAGGAGUGUGAGAGGUUGUCUAAAGUCAGAGAUCAGCUCGGCCAGGAGCUGGAGGAGCUCACCGCCAGUCUCUUCCAGGAGGCUCACAAAAUGGUCAGAGAAGCGAACGUCAAACAGGCCAACGCUGAGAAACAGCUGAAAGAAGCUCUCGGCAAGAUUGACGUCCUCCAGGCGGAGGUCCAGGCGCUGAAGACACUCGUCCUCUCCUCCCCCACCUCCCCCCUGGGUGAACUCCCCCCUUCAGGAGGAGGCGUGAAGACUCCCUUCAGGAAGGGCCACAGCAGGAACAAGAGCACCUCGUCCGCCAUCAUGGGGACGCAGCCCGACCCGUCGGCCACGCAGCCCAUCGUACGGGAGUGUCGAGAGGUGGACAGUCAGCUGUUCAGUGACUUCAAGGCGUGGAAGGAGGAGCCGACGCUGGACCGGAGCUGCUGCUUCCUGGAGAGAGUUUACCGUGAGGACAUCUUCCCCUGCCUCACCUUCAGCAAGAGCGAGCUGGGGUCGGCCAUCUUGGAAGCCGUGGAGCAGAACACGCUCAGUGUGGAGCCGGUCGGUUUCCAGCCGCUGCCGGUGGUCAAGGCCUCAGCGGUGGAGUGUGGAGGACCAAAUGGGCGAAGGGCCGAGCUCGUCACAAAAUGUGCCCUGAGUGGUCAGACCAAAACCUGUAAGCACAGAAUCAAGUUUGGAGAUUCGUCCAACUAUUACUACGUGUCUCCCUACUGUAGAUAUAGAAUCACAGCAGUGUGUAACUUCUUCACCUACAUUCGCUACAUCCACCAAGGGCUGGUCAAACAGCAGGAUGCAGAGCAGAUGUUCUGGGAGGUGAUGCAGCUCCGCAGAGAAAUGUCCUUCGCUAAGCUCGGCUACUACAAAGACCAGCUGUGACUGACGGACAGACGCGCCCUCCAAUCACCGCAGACUCUGGCCUGAAGCUCCGCCCCCUCCUCUCCCCACCCUCCCGGUUCUGGUUUUUCCUCCCCCCUCCUCCUUCCUCCUCUAUGUGUGAGUGUGUUUUUGUGUGUGAUUGUUUUCAGUCACAGAAAAAGAAGCCUGGAAGCCGUCGGUGGUCUGUUGUCGUUACUGAGUUGGACAUUUUGUUGGUUUUCUGUUCAGAGUUUGAAUCUGAAAUAUGAGAUUUUUUUCUUUUUUGAAACACGAAACACUCCGAUAUCUGGAGACAAGCGGCACAAAAAGAGACUUUAUAAAUUGUGACAUGUUGGCAUUGAACCCGUCUGAGGAGCUUUGACCUUUUGCUUUCUGUUUCUUCCCGUCUUUACAAAGAAAGAAUCACGAGGCUGAAAUAAAUCCUUCAGUUUUCUCACACAUCAUUUUCUGGAAGGACGGAGCCACAGUGACAAGAAUAAAUCUGAAGUUUAGAGAAAAUAGUGGAAAUAUUUAGAGGGGAAAUAUCAGUGCUUUUGAGAAAAAGUCAUAAAAGAAGAAAGAAAAUUAAGUGUGAAUAAAGUUGUAAUUUAGAAAUUGUCGCAGUGUAGAAAUAGUUUUAAUGUUAUGAGUGCAAAUAAAUGAUUUAUAAUAAAACAACAAUAAGGUGAAAAAAUUUUGUAUUUUCACAAUAACUUUUUUUUCUGGUAAAAUUAAAUUAAACUUAAUAUUACGGUUUGAUUUUCUUCAAAAUUAUGACGUUUUUUUCUCUAAAAAUUGCAACUUUAUUUACAUAUAAUUAUCUCAUAAAUUCACAACUUUACCUUAAAAUAUUUACUUAAAAAUGUGUCUCUCAAAACCGACUUUUGUUUAAAUCGUUCAGAGAAUAAUUCAAAGUAAGUGAAGUUAUGUCAUGAUGUCAACGACUGAACUAUCUGCUCGUGAACACAAACGCUCCCAAGGUCGUCUGGCUAACUGCGCGGCUAACUGAGCUAACGUGAAUACACUCAGCAGCAGUUAGCAGCAACUCUGGUGAUCUGCUGCCUUCAUGUAUCGGCCGAUUUAUGCACAAUUUUGCAAUUAUCCCUUAAUUUCACUGCAGCAACAAACUUUACAAGUCUAACAUCCGAUCAGACGGCAUGAGUGCAGAUACAGAUUCGUCUGGCAGGUUGUGCUCUGAUGACUCGUCUCUAAAUCUCAGAUAUUUUCUGUCAACAGUGGCUCCAGUGAGUAAAACCUUCGCUGCAGCGCUGCUAGAAUCCUUCAGCAGGUGUUCUGUGUUCAGUCGAGCCGGUCGCGCUGAAUAUUUGUUCAGAAAUGAACAAGAAGUUUGCUUCAGAGAACAAAGACGCCGGCCAGUUAACAUGACGACCAAACAAUCAAUUAUUGUUUACAAAUGAAAAUGUGUAUAAGCUUAUAUUUAAUUUUUAGUUUUUGUUGUAGCAGGUGGAUGCAAAGAUAAUCAGAAGAUGACGAGGAGGACAAACUUCGCUUUAAAGCUCCGUUCAGACUGGAUUUAUUUCUCUGCAGGAGGCCAAACUCACUGGUUCUGAUCCAACUUUAGUCUGUUUGAGGAGUUUUUAUCUGCUCAGUGUGAAACUGAACUAGGUGUAAAUAUUUUUUUAAUCUUGUACGCACCAGUUUACAUUUGGGAGUCGGCGCUGUUAUGCAGAAUUAGCUGUUAGCAGCUCUCGUUUGCAGCGUUCCCAUCAACCUACUAAUAACUCUGACUGGACGACUUUGAUACUGACGAAAACUUUAAAAUGUGAAGAUUCUCAGGCAAGUUCUGAAUGCUCUUUUCUAUGAUUUCUGAGCAGAUUUCUGAGCGUUUAUACGUGAUGGACAUGAGAGAUAAUUAUACCAUUGGGAUGUAUGAAACACUCAAAAUGAUAUCAGCGAUAGAUUGAUGUCUGUGUCCGGUCGACUCGUGAGUUUUGACUCAGAUUUACCUUUUCACCGUAUCUCAGACCACAUCCCAUCGUUACCUGAUAAAAAAUAUUCCUCUCCAGUUCCCCUCUCCCCUUGUGAUAUUAAUCCCGUCUGAACGGAGCUUAAAACGUCUUUUCCAACACUAUAAAGUUUCUCUGUACGCCGAUUAUUUAUAUUUAUAAGUUCUUGAAGAGUUUAUGACGGUUAUGUUAUUUGUUUUUUGUUGCUGAAGCUUCUGGAGAGCUGCGCUAAAGGAAAAAUGAAACACUACAUUUUCCAUUUUCUGCUGUUAAAACACUACAAAUGAAAAACAAAUUUAGGGGAAUGUUCCUUUAACGGCUCCUGGAGUCUUCAGCCUGCUGUAUUUAAUCAAUCAGGAAUGUGUAGAUAGUCAGCUGUGUGAAUGUAGAGUGUGUUUGUAUGCCUGCCGUUGUGUAAACUUUAUAUAUGUUAAUUUAAACCUAUGCUUCUCUCUCUCUCUCUUUCUCCCAUUCAAAGUCAAUGUCACUCUCCCGGUUUGGUUUAGUGCCUUUUCUCUCAGACACUCUGAAAUAAAAACAGUAAUACCUCUGGA
Messenger RNA from Acanthopagrus latus (yellowfin seabream), 4126 nucleotides. Its product is annotated as RAB3A interacting protein (rabin3). Gene Ontology annotation, cellular component: Golgi to plasma membrane transport vesicle. NCBI's taxonomy places the organism in Eukaryota, Metazoa, Chordata, Actinopteri, Spariformes, Sparidae. Gene Ontology annotation, molecular function: guanyl-nucleotide exchange factor activity. The record is from RefSeq and is a predicted model, not a curated record. Bases 295 to 1626 code for a protein of 443 amino acids. The transcript is spliced from 14 exons. Gene Ontology annotation, biological process: exocytosis.